This is a messenger RNA of Vigna umbellata (rice bean), 621 nucleotides long. The record is from RefSeq and is a predicted model, not a curated record. Lineage: Eukaryota; Viridiplantae; Streptophyta; Magnoliopsida; Fabales; Fabaceae.
UUGCUAAUAGAAUGGACAAAAUGGUGAUUCUGAAGAUGGUAAGUCAAAGAAGGGUCAAUAUGAAGGUCCCGAUCCUGAAUUGGCUGCAAUGCUUGAAAGGGAUGUGUUAGAAACCUCUCCUGGAGUUAGAUGGGAUGACGUUGCAGGACUUACUGAAGCAAAAAGACUUCUAGAAGAAGCUGUUGUGCUUCCCUUGUGGAUGCCUGAAUAUUUCCAGGGAAUCAGGAGGCCAUGGAAAGGCGUUCUCAUGUUUGGACCUCCAGGAACUGGGAAGACACUUCUUGCUAAAGCAGUUGCUACUGAAUGUGGGACCACUUUCUUUAACGUAUCUUCUGCAACUUUGGCUUCUAAAUGGCGUGGUGAGAGUGAGCGCAUGGUGCGGUGUUUGUUUGAUCUUGCAAGAGCAUAUGCACCAAGCACAAUAUUUAUCGAUGAAAUUGAUUCUCUAUGCAAUGCAAGGGGGGCAUCCGGGGAGCAUGAAUCGUCUAGAAGGGUGAAAUCUGAACUUCUUGUUCAGGUUGAUGGUGUAAGCAAUAGUGCCACAAAUGAAGAUGGUAGCCGUAAAAUAGUAAUGGUUUUGGCCGCAACUAACUUCCCAUGGGAUAUAGACGAGGCAUUAAG